Molecule: messenger RNA, 8116 nt
Organism: Dicentrarchus labrax (European seabass)
Lineage: Eukaryota; Metazoa; Chordata; Actinopteri; Moronidae
Gene: znf827
Product: zinc finger protein 827
Exons: 14
Coding region: 357-4898 (1513 amino acids)
Biological process (GO): regulation of gene expression
Cellular component (GO): nucleus
Source: RefSeq, a predicted model, not a curated record
GAGCGUGUGAAUGUGUGUGUGUGUGAGAGAGAGAGUGAGUGUGUGAGUGUGCGUGCGUGCGCGCGUGUGUGUGUGUCUGCUCUGCUGUUGCUGCCCUUUGAUCCCUGCAUUAGUGUUAGUUAGGGGCUCGGAGACACACUUGCACCGAGAGCAGCCAUAGUCAAGACACGGCAACAACAACAGCGGCACCUCCUCCGCCUGUGUUCCCAUUCCCCCCAACAAUACACUUUAAACCGAGCAAAGCCAGGUGCACGACCAAGUCCCUGCCAUCACUGGCGCCUCCAGUCUCAAUGGGAAAAACCUUUUUUCUUCUUAUCCCUAAACAAGGACGAGAAUGUGAUUAAAAACGGGGGAAAAUGCCAAGGAGGAAGCAGGAGCAACCCAAGCGCCUGCCUUCACAUGUGGACAGCAACGAGGAUGGGGGGCCUGAUGACGGUCCUGUGGAGGAGGAAGGCUGGUUUGGGAAUGCUUCUGACACACGCUCAGAGUCGUCAUCCUAUGGAGACACCCAGGAUGAGCUCCUCCUGCCCCAGGGCUCCUCUCCCGAUGAACGGCCUGGAGUCAGCACUGGGUCCGGGGACCAAGAUACCUGUGGAGGUGAGAGCUCAUUGGGUUGCCCCACACCCGUCCAUCGUGCCUCUUUGGAACUUCUUGGACUGGAUGGAGGUGCAUUCUCGGCCCAGGACACACUCUCUUCUGUAGUAUCAUCACUGUAUGGUGAGGCUGCAUCUCGUGCCCUGGGAAAACCCCUCAGCAGCAACCUACGGCGCCUCCUAGAGGCUGGGUCGCUGAAACUUGACACUGGGGAGCUCCUGGGUCGGUCAUCGAGGGGGGGUGCUGGAGGAGAGUCUCCUCCAAUAGGUCUAGCCCCACCUUUGACCCUCUCCCCGUCUUCCCACCAUGCCCAGCAGUUAAGUGCUCUUGCCCGAAAACUGGCCAAUAACAAUAACAGCGGCUCAGCCUCACCAGCCUCCUUGGCACCCUCAGUCACCAACAUUAAACAAGAGCCCCUUGACCCCUUUAACUCUGUCACCCCUAGCAACGGCAGUGGCUUCGUAUGGGCAGGUGUUGCAGAUAAGUGGCCACCGGCCAGCUGCUCCACGCCCUGCGGCUCCAGCCUGUCCCCGGACUCUGCAAUCCAGAAGUUAAAAGCAGCAGCGAAUGCUGUACUUCAAGACAAGAAUGCCGUGGCCUCCUCAACGACUUCUUCCUCCUCCUCCACCUCUGCCUCAUCUGCAGUGCCCGCCCUCGGAGGGGGUGGUCGAGGAGAUGAUGUGGUGCGCUUUGAUGCCUUCAACUCUCCGUUCAGCCCACAGUCAGCUAGCUCCACCCUCGCUGCACUUUCCAAGAAAGUCAGUGAGCGGAGCCAAGCCUCGUCAACGGCCAGUGCUGCUCCUGACCACCAAGCCUCAGCCAGUUCCUUUCUCUCACUUGUGUCAAUGACCUCCUCUGCUGCCUUGCUCAAAGAGGUGGCAGCCAGGGCAGCGGGAAACCUCCUGGCAGAGAAGAAGGAUAGUUCCUCCUUGGCGUCUGCUGGGGUCCUCCAAGAGGAUGUGAAGCCCCUGCUUGACAAGAACCAGAAGGCUUCCACACCCAAUACACCCACCCAGAGCCUGGAGUUGCUAUUGCCCUCUACCCCAAAGGGCAGAGGCAAACCCAACAGCCAAGCAGGCUCUCCCGAGGAUGGCGGCAAACCAUUCCAGUGUCCUGUGUGUGGACUGGUCAUCAAACGCAAGAGCUACUGGAAGAGACACAUGGUCAUCCACACAGGCUUGAAAAGCCACCAGUGUCCCCUGUGUCCCUUCCGUUGCGCUCGCAAAGACAAUCUUAAGUCCCACAUGAAGGUACAUCAGCACCAGGACCGAGGCGAGACAUUUCAGUGCGAACUUUGCCCCUUCACCUCCUCCCGUCACUUCAGCCUGAAACUUCACAUGCGCUGCCACCAGCACUUCCCCCGCACAGACGUCAAGGUGAAAGAGGAACUCACCACCGACACGGAGGGCGAGGGCUCCUUGAUGGGUGACAGCGGCUCCGGGGACCUGAGGGGGACGGAAGUGUCGCCGCUGCAUUCAGACACUCGGCAGCAGUCAUCGCCUCCGGUCGAGGCUUCCUCCAAUCAUGUCCACAUCAAGGAGGAGCCGCAGGAGAGAGAUUUGUCUGUGCUCUCCCCCUUUAGCAUGUGCAGGGACCGUCCCAGCAGCAGUGCCAACUCCCUGGACCUACCUGGAGUUGGGGUAGGAGUCGGGGUCAGAUCCAGUCCCAGUGGUCCAACCACAGCCUCACUCUUCAGCCCUGACAUCAGUACCAAGACAGCCACUGACCUGCUUAUGAAGCUGUCAGCGGCCAACCAGAGGGAGACACUCAAGUCUCCAUUCCACCUGAAGGAAGAGCCCAAAGUGGAGGAAGCGUUGAGCCCUAGACCAUCCUCCCAGUCCCAGAGCCAGGUCCAGCCAAGCUUUCCUGCGACUUUCUGUCAGGACGGGCCAGUGGGGGCUGCAGCAGCCACAGAGCGCCAGGGGCCAUUGAAACCCAGGGAAGGAAGCCCAAUGUCUAAGAACAGCUUGCUGAGCCAGGAUAUCAACGUUAAGGUGGCCUCUGAACUGCUGAUUAAGCUUUCAGAGAACAACAAAGAUGCCCAGUACCAGAAGGUGAAAGUAAAGGCAGAGCCCAUGGAGGUGGACCCACCCCAUGCAGAACUCACCCCACCUGCCUCUCACCUGCUGACCUUCAGCACUUUAGGGGCGAGUGAGAAGAGUGAGCCAAUGAGCAACCUCCCGGAGACGUUGUCCCGCCCCCAGAAAGACCUCUUCUCCCAGGACAUAUCGGUCAAAAUGGCCUCCGAACUACUGUUCAAGUUGUCAGAAAAAGUCAGCAAAUCCAACAACCACAAAGACAGCAACAUGGUGGGAAUAAACAGUCCAUUCCUGGACGAGUGCUUCAGACAAUCACCCUUUAACUUGCGCUCCAAGAGCUCUUCCCCCGCAGAGGCCAGCUCUUCUACCAGGGCAGCAUUUCACGACUCAGAAAAGGAUGAUGGGGAGCUGGGAAACGGGAUCGCCCAGUGGAGACUAAACGAACAGCUCUUCCCCUGUCCUGUUUGUGGCAAGGUGUUCGGUAGACAGCAGACUCUCUCUAGACAUCUGUCUCUACACACAGAAGAGAGGAAGUACAAGUGUCACCUGUGUCCUUACGCAGCCAAGUGCAGGGCUAACCUCAAUCAGCACCUGACCAUCCACUCUGUCAAGCUGGUCAACACAGACGCUGAGCAGAUCGUCAGCGCUGUUACAGCUGACUCUGCCGAGCGCAAGAACUGCCCCUACUACUACAGCUGCCAUGUGUGUGAUUUCCAGACGGAGCUGAACGCCCAGUUUGUCAGCCACAUGUCGCUCCAUGUGGACAAGGAGCAGUGGAUGUUCUCGCUCUGCUGCAGCGUCUGCGACUACGUCUGCAUGGAGGAGAACGACAUGAAGAACCACAUAAGUACUGGACACGCAGGUCUGAACUCAAGGAGUCCCCUCAGCGAGACCAAGAGCACCUCCUCGUCCCUCUCAGCCCUCAGCGAUUCACUCAACAGCUCGGAGGGCGGAGACCUCACCCACGGUAACGAAGAACUCAGGGGCCUGCUUGCCCCACCCUCCUCUGCAGGCAGCCAGUCCAGCUCUGGAAGCCACUCGGGAUCAGGAACUGAGGACAAGUCUGACAAAGGCUUCGAGUGUGUCUUCUGCAAUUUUGUGUGUAAGACGCGUAGCAUGUAUGAACGGCACCUCCAGAUCCACCUCAUCACGCGAAUGUUUGAGUGCGACGUCUGCCACAAGUUCCUUAAGACGCCUGAGCAGCUGCUGGAGCACAAGAAGUGCCACACCGUCCCCUCCGGAGGGCUCAAGUGCCCUUUCUGUAUCUACUCCACCAAUCGUCCAGCGGCCAUGGAGUGCCACCUUAAGACGCACUGUAAGAUGGAGUACCGCUGCCGCAUCUGCCAGGGACUGUGGCCCGACCAGGCCUCAUUGGAGGCCCACAUGCGCGGGCACCGCCUGGGCAACCACUACAAGUGUGAGCAGUGUGGCUACUUGUCCAAGACGGCCAAUAAGCUGAUCGAGCAUGUGCGUGUGCACACGGGUGAGCGGCCCUUCCACUGCGACCGCUGCUCUUAUAGCUGCAAGCGCAAGGACAACCUCAACCUGCACAAGAAGCUGAAGCACGCGCCGCGCCAGACUUUCGGCUGCCAAGAGUGCCCUUUCACCACCACACACCCCUUUGUCUUCAGCCGCCACCUCAAGAAACACCAGAGUGGAGGAGUGGGGGGAGGCUUAGGAGGAGAAGAAGAGGAGGACGAUGAGGAGGCAAGAGAAGAGGAGCUGCCACUCCAGGGAACGUCACCGGGGGGCUCGUUGUUGCGGAAGAGCCAGGAGAACUUCCUGUUCAGCGGGGGAGGAGGGAGCAGUGGAGGGAGCGGCAGUAACAGCCCUCUCAUGAGUCUAACGGCAUCCCAGGCGCUGCAGUCCGUUGCCCUGUCACUCACACUGGGCAAGUCCCACCAGCUGGACGCCACCAGUCCUCUGCACUGCUUGAUCAGCGCCAACGGCAACAACGCCACCAGAAACCCCGGCGGCCCGAGCAGCGGCGGCCCCUCCCUCUUCCUCCCCUCCUCCCGCCACGUGUUCGAGCAGUACAGGAACUGCGACCGGGCGCACCUGAUCCCCCUCACCACCCUGUUCACCCACAACAGCCGCUUCACAUUCCACUCGCACCUCCACUCCAGAUGGCGGCCCGCCACAUCUCCUCUCCUCUUCUCCUCCUGCAACUCGGCAUCCCCCUCCCGCUCUCCACCCUCACCCACCUCCCACAAACACUCCUUCCUGGCCUACCUGGGACUGAUGGAGAGGGCCAAGACUGUUUGACCUCGCCCACCUCCUCUCCUCCACCUCCUCUCUCUUUCCCUCACUCCUCGGACGGUGGUGUGAAUGACACUUGACCACUGCAGUGGGAGCAAACGUCUUUUCCAAUCAGACCAGCAGAAUAAGCUGGACCAGACAAACAUAUUGAAGAAAAGAAAAAAAAACAUUUAUAAGAGAAAAAGGCUGUACAUGCUAAAAAUGCAUUUAUAUCAAAAAGCUGCUUUUCUUAUCAGUUCUAUCAAUUGAAUUAUUACUACUUCAGCUACUACUCUCUAUUACCUUUUUCUUUUCCGUUUUUAAAUGUCUGAAUGACCUGGACCCAGUUGCAUUAUCUGAGGAAACUAACGUAUCUCAGUUUUAUAGAUAUUUUUCUUUAGUCGUUUGACGAGAUAAAAAGUUGAAAAAGACGAAACAAAACUUGCAAGUGCUAUAUUUUAGUGCAUUUUUGUCUCUUGCUAUUAUGCAUCAAAAUAGCAUGCCUGUUUCUGUGUUUCAACUAGCUUUGACGUCAUUAGGAAGCUAAAUUCGAGAUAUCCUGAAGUGUUAGCGGUGCAACGUGGACAGAACCAAUGAAACGGAACGCUUUUCAUUGAAAAAGGCACGUUUCCAAAGCAACGCCUCAAACCACGCACUUACUUAUUUAUCAGUCUUGUACAUAGUUUUGUAGCCCUUCCCCUUCCCAUCUUUUUGAUUUCUGUUGGUUUUUUGUAUAAUGGUGAAACCAUAUUAUGCAUGGCUGCUGCUGAUAUCGCCUCUGUCUCAGAUUAAAUGUCACUUAAAUGGGUUAGUAGCUAGGUUUUUUUUGUAAGCUCACAAAACAGAAGAUAAGCUGUGAUGAUGUAAAUAAGGAAAAUAUUGAAUUUGACCUAUCAAUUACAAGAAACGUUAUACAUUUAUUACUAAUAAUUUGAUUUGAAUAUCAAUGUAAACUGUCGCCAAUGAAUUUGCACUCACAGGUGAAUAAGCAGUGAAAUAAUGAGACUCGUGAUAAAGUGGAAACAUUCGUUCAUUAUUUCUGAGACCAAGUGGAUAUCAGUGCAGCUUCAUAUGCAGAACUAUGUAUCACGCACCUAUACUUAGAAGAGAUAUAUGAGAUAACUGUUUUGUGGAGGUGACCAGCUCUGGGUUAGCAAGCUACCCACAGCCAGGGUCACCACAGGCCGAUUCAAUGGUGCUUUUUGGAGCUUUUUGUAAUUUUUGUGUACAAAAAAAGAAAAAAAACUGUUCCAAAAUGACUUGAAUGAAUGUAUUUUUGUUUAUGUACAUGAAAAUGAAGCGAUACAGAAGUGUGAACAGGGACGUCUUCUGUGCUGGACAAGACGGGAAAGUUAGUGUGUUUGGUGGCCUUCUGUGUCUUUCUUUUGGGUUUUUUUUUUGUCUUUCAUUUUUUUUUUUUUUUUUUUUUUUACUUUUUUACUGAGCCUUUUACAUCAUAAUAAAACAUUUUCUACUAACAUUCAUAGAGAACCCAUUGUAAGGAAAAAAGCUCCUGUAGGUGCAAUGAUGAAGCAAAGCCAUUCACUUGUACAGCAUUGUGUUCAAUGGCACUGGCUUCUGUUAGGCCGGCAGACAUGGUACUGCUUUUUGCGCCCCCCCCCCUUCCCCUUCCCCUCCUCCUCCUCUUCCUCCUGUCAACCUUUUGAGUUUUAAUUGCACUUAAUGUAGUUACACUUCAAGCCAAAAGCACUUAAACCUUUUAAUUUUUCCUUUUUUUUUGUAAGUGCAAACUUAGAUCCACCAAGUUACCGCAAUGUGAAGUGGACAGUAGUUGCUGGAAAUGACUCAAUCAACACCCCUUAGUUUCACAUGUAGACAUUUCGAGCGGUGCAAAAGGGUCUGCCUCUGUGAAAUCGGAGAAAGUAAAUGAAUACAAAUUGCAUGAAUUAGACAGUAGAGGUCAAGCUCUUCCUGGGAACUAAAGGUCCCAGGCUAAAUUGUGAUGAGCCAAUUUUGCACAGUGCUGCACUUUUUGAUUAAGAGAAUAUGUAUUUAUCCGUAAAAUGCUCAAAAAGAAGUAUGUUUGUGAAAUAGGGCAGCAAGCAUUUUAUUUUGAAAAAAGCUUUACCCAUUAUUGAUAGCACUUGUGUUUGUAAGUGGUCUUCAAGCCAAAAUCCCUUAUUUGUAAAGGGAUUGUUUUUUUUUAUUUUCCUUUUUAUGCUUUUCUUUUGUCUGUUUUACUCAUGAAUUUUCUUAUACUGAAUCAUUGCUUUUUUUUUAAUUUUUCUACUUAUGUCAGAAAAAUGUUGAUUGGACAGAGAACAUGAAUUGUCAAGACCAAAAUGUAACUCGCCGCAAGAUGUGAUGUUAGGAUUGAAUCCGUCACAUCCUGGUGUGGAGCGAUGCCUCGAUUGUCCCCCUUUACACUGCUGUUUGUUUGUUCCUUUUUGCUCUGUCAAUGUCUGGCAUGCUGUCUCUAGAGUGAAAGGAGCAUCCCUCCAACACACACACACAGACACACACACAUCCACACACACUCUCCUUGUACUAUCUACGUUAUCUUUUAUACUCUAGUGCCACUUGGUGGAAGGAAACCACCCGAGACUUCUGAGAAUGAGUCAAACUAAUUGUCAGGGUCCAAAAUAAAAAAACAAAAGAUAAAAAAAGGGUGUCCACUUUCGACACCUGUCUAAUAUGUCUGCCUUUUAUUACAGCGUAAUCAUGAAUGGCUGCACUUCCUCAUGCCCCCCUCCUCCCCUAGUUUGAGUGUAAUGUUUAAAAAGGCAACAGGGCUCUAUACUUUAGCAAUCCAGUAUUCUUAAGCACUAAUUCUGUUUAUUUUUGCCCAAUUGUAAGCAGCACAGCGACCUUAUUUUAAAGCUUGACUACCUUUUCAGCACUUCAGAGUAUGCAUGACAUUGCCCUCUCUCUAGUUCUUUAGCACUUAAUUGUGUCUAAAACUAACUCCCUCGGUUGCAUUUAGUUAGCAUCACACUGCACUGUCAACAAUCAGUUAGCUUUACGUUUGGCUGUAUUUUAUGAUUAGAAAAAGGCUCAACUAUCUUAUCUUUUGGCACUCGGUAAAAAAAUUGGUAUGUGCUGUAAAAAGCUUUUUUUUAUUACUCCAUUGUUAAGGCUGUACAGGGUUGUGACGAUAACUGGUAAAUAGAUCAUUUGUACUUUUUUGGUUUUGUAUUUGUUUUCUUUAUUUGGCAUUAUUUUAUGUUCAACUUGCCAGAUCUAAAUGUAACAGGAUUUGAAAGUAAAGCUUACAUCAGAUAUUA